AUGGUGAUUGGACGAACAGCUGAAACUAUAAUAUAUACAUAUGAUGGUCCGGUACAUUUUAUUACAGAGAUUGAUGGUAUACGCGUAUUAUCUGGUUCUUCUCAUGAAAUGAUACAAAAAGUACCAAAUGUCGUUCAAAAAAUAUUUCGAAUUAACUCAACCGAUCCUGCGUCUUAUUUAUUGGAAGCAUCUAAGCAGUUUCAAAGAAGGAGUCAUAAAGCUGAUAGUUAUAUGGAUUUGGCUGCUAAAUUUGGAAAAGGAUUUAGUAGAACAAUUAAUCCUGAAUAUUACGUCAACAUGUGCCGAACUUUAAGAGUUUUAAAUGCUGUGCGACACCCUGCAAUUGGAAUUCCACUAACAUAUACGCAGUAUCCUUUUAUAAAAGAAUACCUUAAUGACAACAGAUUCACUGUCCUCACGAGUCAAGUACUGUUGGACAGACUCGUUGCGAGAAGACAUUACUAUUUAAGUAUACAAAUUGCACGGCAUCUUCAGUUACCAGAAAUCGAAGGAGAAAGUCGAAUAUUAGCUCAUUGGGCUUGCUAUAAAGUAAAACAAACACAAUUGGACAAGGAACAAAUAGCAGAAGAAAUAGCUGAUAAAUUAGGCUAUGCACCUGGUGUUUCUUAUAGCGAAAUCGCAAGAAGAGCAGCCGACUGCGGCCGAAAACAACUUGCAAUUAAAUUAAUAGAUUACGAACCACGUGCGCAUCAACAAGUACCACUUCUAUUGACGCUUGGUGAGGAGAGAGCCGCUUUACAUAAAGCCGUUGAAAGUGGAAAUACCGAUUUGGUUUAUACUGUAAUACUUCAUCUUAGGGAGAAUAUGCCACUCGGUGAUUUUCAGAUGUCCAUAAUGCACUGUCCUUUAGCGAUGGCUUUAUACAUCAAGUAUUGUCAAAAUCAUAACCGAGAGACACUCCGUGAUAUUUAUAAUCAGUAUGAUGAUUUUCAUUCUCAAGCGAUAUGGUUCAUUACCGAGAGCUAUCAACGAAAGAAUACAAUGUCCAGAGAAGCAUUGUUACAAUCUGCACAAGAAAAUUUCAAAUUAGCUCGCAGUGACAGCAAUGCAACUUUAACAGAAGAACAAAUAAAAUUGUUACGCUAUCAAAGGUCUAUGGAAGAUGUGUUACAGGAAUCCAUUGUAGGAAAACCACUUCAUGAUACUGUAAAAGUAUUAUUAUUGCGUAAUGAACUCAAAUUAGCUGAUAAAUUGAGAUCAGAGUAUAAAAUAUCAGAUAGAAGCCUUUUAUAGACGAGUGCUUGAAAUAUAAUGAAGAAAGAGAGGCAAAAAAAUAUUUACCAAAAGUAAGGGAUGAGUUGAAAGUAAAAUAUUUGGUUAAAUUAAAAAUGAUAAAUGAGGCGGUUCAAACGGCAAUGGAACAAAAAGAUGUUAAUGCGUUAACUUUCUUAUUAGCGCAAUGUGAAGCAACAGAUAGACAAUUAAUUGAUAAAAUUAAUAUGUCCAUAACAAGUCUCAAAAAUUGA
Heterotrigona itama is the source of this 1487-nucleotide messenger RNA. NCBI's taxonomy places the organism in Eukaryota, Metazoa, Arthropoda, Insecta, Hymenoptera, Apidae. The record is from the annotation of a GenBank genome assembly.